This is a messenger RNA of Didymodactylos carnosus, 3201 nucleotides long. NCBI's taxonomy places the organism in Eukaryota, Metazoa, Rotifera, Eurotatoria, Philodinida, Philodinidae. The record is from the annotation of a GenBank genome assembly.
AUGAAUUCCUUAUUGGCACGUUAUUCUUCUCUUAUUCGUCUACUUCGUAAAUAUUGGACAUCUGUCACAAUUGAAAAUGUUAAAGAUAUACUUGAUGAAAUUGUUUCAUAUUUAAAUAAAAUUAAUAAUAAACAAGAUGGUUUUUAUAUUUUAACAAUAAUUUGUCAUGAAUUUACAAGUAUUAAUACAUUAAAAAUAUUUAAUAAUCCAAUUAUUAUUGAUCAUCAAUUAUUUGUUUAUAUUGGACGUACAUUUGAAAUGUUAUUAACAAAAUCUAAUCAUUCACAUCAUAUAUCAAUGACAAAAGUAGAAGAAGAUUGUUUUUAUGCAACAAGUUAUUUCAUAGCAUAUUUAUGUUUAUAUCGUAAUGAACCAUUGAUACAUAUUUAUUCAACUCAAACUCCGAAUGAUCUUUAUCUAUCUUGUAAACAGAAUUGUUACGAAUCACAAGAUGAUUGGCAAAAACAAUAUGUUUUUGAUUUUUCGGCAGAAAAAUAUGGAAAAUCAUAUCAAGAAAUCUUUUUGAGAAAACAAUGUUUAGAUAAAUUUAUACAUGCUAUUGAAGAUUUAUCUGUUAAUGAAUAUAAAUCAUAUCAUGUUAAAUAUAAAGUUGUUGAUAGACUUAUUCGUCUAUGUUCAAAAUUGAAUAUUGUUAAUUCAUCAUUAUUAGACGCAAUAGCUAAAUGUUUAUGUUCAAAAUAUUAUCUUCGUGUAUUAGAAACAGUUGAUAUUUGUCAACCAAUAUUUGAUCCAAAACAAUCAUUUUUUAUUCGUGAAUGUCCAGAAUUUAUUAUUCAACAUAGUUUAAAUCGACAAGAUAAAAUAGCUCAAUCAUUGUGUAAAACAAUAUUUGGAUAUACUGAAACAAUUUUUAAUAAACAUUUACAAAUUAUAUUAAAUGGUGAAGGUAUAUUAACUAAAAAUCAGGGUGGUGAAGUGAUUGAAGAAGAAACGGGUGCAAGAAUGCAAGCAUUAGUUCAUCACAUUAAAUUAUUAAAUUAUUUUGCAUCAACACCGUCAACGCGAAAAGAGUUUAUUUCUAGUCAAAUAAUUGAUCAAAUUUUAAAGAUAUUAACUAGUGGAGCAUUGGUAGACAAUAUAUAUGAAAAUGAACAAUUAUUUCAUGUGGAUGUUGGUGUUACGUUUUAUUCAAUAAUACUUUUAUAUAAUCUCGUCCUCGAUCAACAAUUAUUUACGAUUUUAGAACAAAAAAAUGUUGCUGUUAUUUGCGAAAGAUUUCAUUCAGCAAAAGACAGACAAAUUCAAUUUGCGUCACAAACACUGUCAGCAAUCAUAACGCAUGGAAUGAAUAUUGAUGAAAUCAACGAUCCAGACAAAUUCUCGAUAGCCUACUUUCGUUAUGUAGCAAAUAUGGUCGAUAAGUCAAGACAAACACAGCAAGAGAAUGCAUCAAAAAAUUUCAAAGGAAUAAGCCGAAUGUAUCGUUCAGACCAAAAAGUUGGAGGUAAAUUUUUGACAAAACCAUUUCUGGAGAAACUUAAAGGUGACAUUGAAGAUUUAACCGUUAAUGACCAUGAAUCACACCGUAAUAUAUGCAAAAAUACCAACAGAAGUGUCCGUAUUUGUUCAAAAAUGGAUACAAAUAAAGUUAAAUCGCUAUUAGAUCCAAUAAUUAGAUGUUUACGAUCAGAACGUUAUCUCAGCAUAUUUGAAACAAUUGUGCUUCAUCAACCGAAACGAACUGCUGGAGCUGUUAGAGAAAGACAUGAACUGGAUCCGAAACAAUCAUUGUUUAUUCGUGAAUGUCCAGAAUUUAUUAUUCAACAUAGUUUAAAUCGACAAGAUGAAAUAGCUCAAUCAUUGUGUAAAACAAUAUUUGGAUAUACUGAAACAAUUUUUAAUAAACAUUUAUCAACCAUAAUCGGAGGCGAAGAAACAAAUGAGCGCGAUGAAAUGAUGGAAAAAAGUAUGGGAAUCGAAGCACUGGGUUGUCACAUUAAAUUAUUAAAUUAUUUUGCAUCAACACCGUCAACACGAAAAGAAUUUAUUUCUAGUCAAAUUAUUGAUCAAAUUUUAAUGAUAUUAACUAGUGAUAAUGAGCAACUGUACCAUCCUGAUGCUGGCGUUAUUUCCUACUCGAUAACACUUUUAUACAAUCUGAUGUUUGAAAAACAAUUAGUUGCAGUUUUAAAAGAAAAAAAUAUUUCUAAUAUUUGUUCAAAAUUACAACUAAGAAAAGAUAAACGAAUUCAAUUUGCAUCACAAACAUUGCUAGUAACAUUAGAUGAAAAAAUAGAUAUCGAUACCAUUCAUGAUCCAGACAAAUUAUUACAAGCUUUUAUAUAUUAUAUCAAGAAUAGUAUUGAUGAAUUAAGACAAUCGCACGAUGGAGUUAAAUUAGAUGGUGUAUUAGAAAAGUUUAAAAUUAUUAUUAAAAAUGAAAUAAUUAAAGAAAAAAUUGUUGAAGACAAAGAAGGUUUACUGCUGAUAACAAAAUGCGUAUAUGGUAAAUUUGAUGAAUCAACGAUUCAACUGCCCGCUUUAGAUAUUAUACGAGAAAUAAUGUUUUUUGGACCAAAAGCAAUUGAAAAAUUAAAAAAUAAUGAUUUAUUGAUUGACAAACUUGUAUCUCUAUCAAACGAAGAGACAGACAAUGCAUCUAUAUUGAUAAAAACGAUAAAAAAAAUGAAAAAAAAAGCAGCCGCUCUUAUGUGGAACAUUGGUAACGAACAAGCGUCUAUUUUAAAACGAAAAGAAAAAGAGAAACAACAAUCAAGAACAACAACGGAUGAAACCAUAGGUGAGUUAUUCUUGCCAGAGUAUCAGUUAUCUGAUACUUUUGAUUUAAUAAUAAGUUACUGUUAUAUUGAUAAACAAAUUUGUCAUAAAAUCUAUAAUCGUUUAAUGGCAACAAAUUCGUAUCGGAUAUGGAUUAAUAAAGACAACAAUUCUAGCGGUUUACAAUUACAAGCAAUUAAUAACUCAAAAAUGGUUCUUGUAUGUAUGUCAAGUAAAUAUCGUGAAUCACAAACGUGUAUGACAGAAAUUGAAUAUGCUAAUAAACAAAAACGUCCCAUUAUACCAUUGUUAGUGGAAUCAAAGUAUAAACCAAAGGGAUGGCUGAAUGUGAUGAUCGGUAGUCAAGGUAACAUUGACUUUACAGUGGCAAAAGAUUUUGAUUCUUCUAUUUUUGAAUUAAUCCGAAAAAUUGAUGUAAUAAAAAAUCCUGAUGAAACAUAA